AUGGGCCGACGAAGAGACCUUGACAAUGACGAUAAUGAACAGCAAACGUCAUCCAUUGUAUCCCGUAUAUCAUCAGAUUUAAACAAACGUGAAUCUCAAAAUAGCCCUAUCCGAAAUUUAGAUGAAAACAAAAUGAAUGACGAUGAUAAUGAUCUAUUAAUACAUGAUACAAUUUUACCGCAUCGAAAACGCAUAAAAAAAGAUCCUAGACAAAUAGUUCAAUCUUCUGAAGCAACAAAUUACGGAAAACGAUUAAAUGAUGAGAACAACCACAAUUCACAUCCGAUUAAUGUUGAAGCCGAUUCACUGUGUUCAAUGGAUAUGUCAGGAAUAUCGCCUUUUCAUCAAAGAAAUCAAUUAACUGCGGCAGCAAAUGGCCUUCUAAGUCUUUCAAAUUCUUUAUUUGUUAAUAAUGAAGAUAAUCCUAGUGACUGCCAUUCAAAUUUUAUUAAUAAUGAUGGAACAACAUCAACAACUGAUGGCAAUUUAUCUUUAUUAUGUUGCGUUUGUCAAGACCGGGCAUCGGGUAGACAUUAUGGUGUACUUUCUUGUGAAGGCUGUAAAGGAUUUUUUAAACGUAGUAUUCGUAAACAAGUAUUAUAUACGUGUCUGAGCACAAAAGACUGUCCUAUAAAUAAAUUUAUGCGAAACAGGUGUCAAUAUUGCCGACUACAAAAAUGCCUUCAAGUUGGUAUGCGUGUUGAAGCUGUUCAAAAUGAACGACGACCUUACACAUGCAGUACGGACAGUAAGCAUGAUAUGAUAGUAAAUAGUAUCAAUAAUCAAAGAAUAAGAAAACAAAAUGAUACAAUAUCAUUAAAUACGCUAAUUAGUUCAUCAUCAUCCUCAUCGUCCUCAUCCUCAAAUGGAAUCUAUCCAAUAGCAUCAUUUUUAGCUAAUUUAACGAAUAAUCGAGAUAAUGUAACACAAAUAACAACUAAUGAAAAUAAAACUCAACAACAAAGUACUCUGCAUAGUAUUCUAACAUCAUCAUCAAAAGCUAAAUCGCCAACACCUGUAUUUCUCUCUCCACCAUCUUCCUCGUCUUCCUCGUCGUCAUCAUCGUCAUCAUCAAGUACGACUAAUCUUCGUAUUGAUUGUAAUAUAAAAACUGAAACCAUGGAUACCACGAAAACUGUUAAUCAUCAUCAACAACAAACACUUGCCAUUACACGAGCGUUUGAUAAUUUAGCUAAAGCUGCCGCUCAAACUCGCUCGAAUGCAAGUAAUAGUCCAUUAUCAAUUAUGCAGCAACAACAUUUAUUUAAUGAAAAACGUUACUGGGAACACGUUGAACGCCCAUUAGUUAAUGAUAAAACAAGUAAAUUUACAAUAACUCCACCAACAAAUCGAGAUUUUCAACAGACUCAAUUAUCAUCACCAUCAAAUAGUUUUAUAUGUGAAUCUGCAUCACGUAUACUUUUUCAAUCAAUUGAUUGGAUAAAAAACAAUACAUGUUUUCAAACGCUCGAACCACAAACACAAAUCAUGCUUUUACAAUACCAUUGGCUGCCAUUAUUUAUUCUCAGUCUACUCCAAUGUUCAUCGAUGAUCAAUCUAGCAAAUAUUCUUAAUUCGCUACUUGCAAAAAAACUGGAUAGUAAUGAAGCAAAUAAAUGGUUUGUACUACGACGAAUUCAAACCCUACUUUUCGAAUUCGACCGUCUUCAUGUUACUGACGUCGAAUAUGCUUAUUUGAAAUUAAUGUUAGUUUUCAAUCCUAUUAAUAAUACUGAAUGUUCUCAAACCUAUGAUCAAAUCGAUGCAUAUCGUACAUUAACAUAUAAAGAAUUACAUGACUAUAUAAAUGAUCGACUAGUAUCGACAUCCUACGAUGAGUAUUGCGGUGAUAGUGAACGUUUAGGUCGACUUUUACUUCGAUUGCCAUCUCUAUCGGACCUUGAUACAAGUAUAAUUGAAGAACUUUUCUUUGUCGGUCUUAUCGGUUCAGUACAAAUAAACAAAAUCAUUCCAUGUAUUCUUAAGAUGGAUGUAACAUCAUCAUCGAAACAAGCAUCAUCGUCGGCACAUAUGAUGAAAUAUGAAAGAAAUGAACAAUCGCAACAGCAAGCACUCGUCUCGUCAUCACUAUAG
Rotaria socialis is the source of this 2094-nucleotide messenger RNA. NCBI's taxonomy places the organism in Eukaryota, Metazoa, Rotifera, Eurotatoria, Philodinida, Philodinidae. The record is from the annotation of a GenBank genome assembly.